Suillus subaureus is the source of this 1683-nucleotide messenger RNA. RefSeq lists its product as uncharacterized. The record is from RefSeq and is a predicted model, not a curated record. The transcript has 7 exons. NCBI's taxonomy places the organism in Eukaryota, Fungi, Basidiomycota, Agaricomycetes, Boletales, Suillaceae. Bases 110 to 1537 code for a protein of 475 amino acids.
CCACAAGUCUUGUCCCCCUUAGAAAUAUUAAAUUAUGGGUGUUUCAGCGCGAAUGCGCAGCUUUAUUUAAAGCCAAGCGUCGACGCGCGCUUGAGGAUCCAUCGCCGCAAUGAACGCCCCUCAUUAUCCAGAGCCGACAUGGAUGCGCAUAUCUGGUCGCAAAACCCCAUUCUACACGAGGCCAUUGCUAGGAUCUGAGCUGUUUGAUGAUCGAACCAGUGUUCUAUUUAAUGGUAUGACUGACGCAUGUGUCGGCUUCACAUUUCAGAGCUUAUAUGCUGCGGAUGAGGUGAAACAACGUGCUCGCAAUGCCUUCGCUAGGCUGAGGUUUUCGUGUCCCAUCAUCGCAACCAACAUAGUGGGCGAUAUUGCGGGUCCUAUCCCGAGGUCAUGGGUAUAUGCGCCUGUACAAAGCCUAUCGGAGCUUACGCGCUGGAUGAACAAUGCCUUUUGCACCGUGCAACGAGAUUUGAACGUCAACGCUUCAGUCGAAGAUAUCAGUCAACGGAGGCUACCUUAUCAACCCCACAACGCGAGUCCUCUCUGGUUUCGUUGCUAUCUUCUAUUGGGCGACAAUAACAAACACAGCCUCUAUUUUCAUGGCCCGCAUGCCAUCGUGGACGGUGGCCCGACACUCAAUGCCUUUGCACUCAUGCUUCAAUGGAUGACGAACGAUGCUACCGAAUCUGCAGAGAACUUACCCUGGGGGACAGAAUGGCAUAAUCUGCCUCUCGGCCCUGUUAGUGCCACUGGUGGUCCUCGUGAAGAUUGGGACGUCGCAGGUAUCGAGCUCCUGAAGCAACUACCAGAGUCCGAAUCGGUCCGUACGAUACCUUUGGCUUCGCGUCCAUUUCGGAUGUCACAAAGUGCCACCGGGAAGACAUGCAGACUGGAGCGAGUUCUCGACCCGACAUUAACGCGUAGGCUAGUCCACAAAACACGAAUCGUCGGUUGCUCGAUGUCCCAUUUAUUUGAGGCUGCAUACUGCAUGGUGCUGCUCGCCCGCAACCAAAUUCCACCUUCCUUAUGGAAUGCCUACCACUUUUCAGGCAACUCCUCUGCCAUCUCGCUGAUUCCACAUCUGAAACUACCCUACGAUACGAAGACGCAUUUCAUAUCUUCCCGCACGCAUGUACCGAUCCAAAUUUCGAUGGCUGAAAUAUCGCCCAUAGUCUCACCCAGACGGCAGCUCCUGCAAAUUGUCCAAGCCAUAGAGAAAAGAUACACCAAGUUCUCUACGCAUCCCUGUAUGCCCCACGUCCAGGCUGCAAGGGCAUAUCAACCAGAUGCCCUGUCGGAAAGAUCAGACAUCGAGAGUUCCGUCAAUAACGUUGGUUCCAUCGAGCGGCGACUUCCGUUGUCAUGGAAAGGAGAGCAUGGCGCUGAGCCGCUAAUAGAGCUGGAGUCUGUGUUGUUUUCAGUCAGGCUAACGUCUUUAGCUCCAAUAAUCCACAUAUGGACUAUGAAGGGCAGUCUACAUGUUCAGGUUCAAGUGCGCAACAUUUCCUGCUUCUUUGUUGUGGGAGAGGCUCACUGAUCGUACAGGCAAAUGACGCCUGGCCAAAAGGAGACCUACAAGACCUUCUGGACGCUAUCUGCUCCCGAGCAUGCCUGGUUCUUGAAGACUUUACCCAGAAUCCUCCAGGCCAUACUUCUGAUCCGCCCCUGAACGAACGAAGCAGA